AAUACCGUCUCUGUAAAUUAGUCACAAUGGUAGAAGGCAAGCACUGGAGCUACGACAUCCUCAAACAGAUCGCCAUCGAGGGAUGCACCGAGGACGUGGAGGACUUGAAACAAACCCUUGCUGAUGAGAUCGGUUCGCAACGCAGAUUGGAUUGCAUACGAACCAUUGAGGAUUUAAUUGACUGCCUGGAACGAGCGGACGAACUGUCGGAGGACAAUGUGGAGCCACUGCGCCGGAUGUCGGGCAAUAUGCCGCAGCUCAUCGAGGCUCUGAGCAACUACACUCCACCGGAAAACUUUCGUGGACGUCCGGUGAAUGUGUACCAGGAACUCCGAUUGGCCGAGGAACUUCGUCAGCAGCUCCGGAUUGCGCCAGCGUCCCAGGGUGCUCAGCCAUCAGUUUCGGCACUAGCUGCCGCUGUGCUUCCAUCAGGAAUCCAAAACUAUGCCACCCCAGCUGCUUUUACGGAUAGCAAACGAACGGCGGUUUUUAAGAAAAUAUCCCAGGAACUGGGUCGCUAUUGGCGACGACUGGGCCGAUCGGCGGGCAUAGGCGAGGGCCAAAUGGACACCAUCGAGGAGCGUUACCCGCACGACCUGAAGUCCCAGAUUCUGCGACUGCUGCAGGUCAUCGAAGAGGACGAUUGCCACGAUCCCAAGCACUUUCUGCUUCGUCUGUGUCGCGCCCUGGGCGAUUGUGGUCGCAAUGAUCUGCGCAAGAACGUGGAGCAGAUAAUGUCGCAUUAGAAAGCAUUCUUUACAUGAAUUUUGUUAUGAUUUUAGUUAUUAUUGUGCUGGAGAGCAACAAUGUGUUGCCUUUAUCCUUGCCUUUAUACCAGAUCAUAAAAAUCGCAUACUAAAAAUCAUGAUCUUAUGAUAAGAAAAUGUGAUUCCCAUUUUGAAUGAUAAUAGAUAGAUUAAUUUGAUUCUC
Messenger RNA from Drosophila sechellia, 930 nucleotides. It is a transcript of the gene Fadd, whose product is annotated as fas-associated death domain protein. Gene Ontology annotation, biological process: signal transduction. NCBI's taxonomy places the organism in Eukaryota, Metazoa, Arthropoda, Insecta, Diptera, Drosophilidae. The record is from RefSeq and is a predicted model, not a curated record. Bases 27 to 746 code for a protein of 239 amino acids. The transcript has a single exon. Gene Ontology annotation, molecular function: protein binding.